This is a messenger RNA of Salvia miltiorrhiza (redroot sage), 2420 nucleotides long. RefSeq lists its product as uncharacterized. The transcript has 7 exons. The record is from RefSeq and is a predicted model, not a curated record. Bases 135 to 2186 code for a protein of 683 amino acids. Lineage: Eukaryota; Viridiplantae; Streptophyta; Magnoliopsida; Lamiales; Lamiaceae. Gene Ontology annotation, cellular component: membrane.
CAUAAGCGCUGAAAUUUCGAAAAUUCCGGCUUCCUGCUCGAGCUUCAAAAACCUCAAACAAUGGCGGAAAUUCUAGUUGUUAAACCCUAAGCAGGCUAUUGGGCAGCAAUCAGUCGACUGCUAGGAAACCAGCGAUGGAUCGUGAAGGAGGCCAGCAGCAGAUGGCGGGCGCAUCGAAGCCCUCGUUGUUUGCAGUGUACCAGAACCCAGCACUCUCUGCGGCCCUCACCUCCAACAGCCUUCGCCCCUCCGCCUCCACAGUCUUCUUCAUCCUCUCUAUGCUAUCCGUCUCCGCUCUCGCCCUCGCCAUCUCUAUGUACAGGGAAAAUACGGUUGCUGCUGAUUUUGGACUUGGAUUUGUUUCUCAAGAUGUUGCGAGUAUAUGUUCCAAAGUUAUAGCAGCAAUGGCAAGUUGCAUACUGCUUGCAGCUCUGUUUGCUUUUGUCAAAGCCCUUUCAGUAUGGAGGCGAAGAAACCUCAGGGAUGUUUUUGUAGUAUCUCCUUCCAAAGGUACAAAAGAGCUAACACGCCUUACAGAUCGACAGCUUGGCCUUUUGGGGUUAAGGUCAAAACUUGAGAAGGAUUCUGAGGAGUCUUCAAAGAGACCUCCUAAAUCAAAAAUUAGCUCGCCUUCCCCUCCAAGUUUGCUUGUUCCACUUCAUCCAUCAAGUUCGAAUCAUGAAAUGAGCGGCGGGAAAUCAAGCUCUAGUGGUGGGCGAAAGAUUCAUGCUUAUACUACACCAUCCAAGUCACCAGCUUCUCCUUCUAUGUAUCUUGUACCUACAGCCUCUGCACGGUCAUCAGUACCGUCGCCAUCCCUGCAGUCUUCACCAGGAGUAGAUCAGUUGAAUGCCACCCCUUGGUCAAGUAAGCGUCGUGCCUUUCAGAAAGAUUUAGCAACAGAGAAAGAUCUUGAAAACUUUCUGGCUGAUAUAGACGAGAAGAUAUCUGAAACAGCAAACAAAUUGGCAACUCCUCCCCCCAGCAUAAAUGCAUUUGGGAUGACCAGUCCAAACACCCUCACUGGUUCAGUUAAUACUUCUGGACCUACAAGAAGUACGCCUUUAAGGCCAGUUAGGAUGUCCCCUGGUUCCCAGAAGUUCACAACCCCACCUAAGAAAGGGGAGGGAGAGCUUCCUCCUCCAAUGUCUAUGGAAGAGUCGAUUGAAGCUUUUGAAAGGUUGGGCAUUCAUCCACAUAUAGAGAAAUGGCGCGAUUCUCUCAGACAGUGGUUUUCUGCUUUUCUACUUAAUCCUCUUCUUGGAAAGAUUGAUACCAGCCACAUAAAGGUUAUGGAAUCAGCUGCAAAACUUAAUAUUUCGAUUAACAUUAGCCAAAUUGGAAGUGAUGCACCAAGUGCGCCUGCUGCUGCUAAUGUAUUUCCAAUUGAUAGAAGUAAUGACUGGAAGCCAGCAUUUGCAGUUGACGAGGAUGGACUUCUUCAUCAGCUUCGUGCAACUCUUGCUCAAGUUUGUGAUGCUUCAAAAUCACAAGCUAUUAAUUUCCAGCAAUCCCCUCAGCAUGCUGCGUCAAUCUCGGUUUUGCGAGAGGGUAUGGAUGCCAUUAUGGAGCAUCAGAGACUCCAUUCUUUGAUGAAAGGAGAAUGGGGUAAAGGUUUACUUCCUCAAAGUAGUGUACGCGCAGAUUACACUGUCCAAAGGAUUCGUGAACUUGCUGAAGGAACGUGUUUGAAGAACUAUGAGUAUUUGGGAAAUGGCGAGGUCUACGAUAAAAAGAAUAAGAAAUGGAGUCUUGAGCUUCCUAGUGAUUCUCAUUUGCUUCUUUAUCUGUUUUGUGCUUUCCUGGAAUACCCAAAAUGGAUGUUGCAUGUUGAUCCUACAACAUAUGCCGGGCCUCAGGCAAGCAAGAACCCUUUGUUUUUGGGUGUUCUCCCCCCUAAAGAUAGGUUUCCUGAGAAGUACGUAGCUGUUAUAUCUGGUGUUCCCUCGGUGCUACAUCCGGGGGCGUGUAUUCUUGCUGUUGGGAAGCAAAGCCCCCCAGUUUUUGCCUUGUACUGGGACAAGAAGCCUCAAUUCUCUUUCCAGGGAAGAACUGCGCUAUGGGAUUCCAUAUUGCUUCUGUGCUAUAAAAUAAAGAUCAGUUAUGGUGGUAUUGUUAGAGGCAUGCACCUCGAUUCGUCAGCGUUAGCCAUUCUUCCAGUUCUUGACCAGGGAAGUGAUGACUGAGCAAAUUAUUGGGUCAAUUCUGCUGCUGUGACGCACACGGCCUUCUGUAGAGGACGUCGUCUCAGAUCACAGAGACGACGUUAUGUAGCCGACAAAUUUUCUAUUGAUCCUUUUGUUUUAGGUAGGUAGUCACAACCAUGUAACUGAUGAUGCGUUAUAUCAAAACACUUGUUUUGUACUGAUUUGAGAUGCUACCACCUUUCGGCUUAAUAUCACCUCUUUGUUACAAACCAA